CCUGCCCUCCACCUUCCCCAUCGUCCUCCUCCUCCUCUUCUGAGUCUGCAAUCUCACUAAACACUCAAAAUCAACAAGAAGAAGCACAGCAGCAAUGAACUCCCUUCUAUACUCACCAAUCCCUUCUUCAAAAUCCAAGAAACCUAAACUAGAUUCUGAAUCAUCAUCUUUAACCCCAAAAUCUAAGCCUUCAAAAUCCAAGAAACCUAAACUAGAUUUUGAAUCAUCAUCUUUAACCCCAAAAUCUAAGCCUUCAAACUCAACAAUCGCCACACAAACCCCAACACAGCAAUCCCAACUCCCUUCCCGCCUCCGCAACCGCCGUGUCGCCCUCUCCUUAAAAGAAGUCCGUCACAUCGCCUCUCAAGACCAUGGAACCAAUCAAACCAAGUCCGCUCGAAGACAGAUCGCGUCUUGGCCUGAGGAUUCCACCACCGAUACCACCACCAGUAAACAACCCAAGCCCAGAAAGAAUCAGUCUCGUGAUGGGCACAAUAAAAUCCCCGAUAAGUAUGAAAUGCUGGGUGAGUUUUUUGAUAACUUGGAUAGCUCGAUCCGGUUGUUGCGUAUGAAGGGCUCGAUGUCUACUCUCUCUAACAUUUCCCCAAAAAUUGAGUCUUUAACAGACAGGAGGUUUACGCAUAAACAUUUGGCGCAAUUGAAGUAUAUUAUGCCAGAGGCAAUUGAGAUAAAGAGGGUGCUCAAGUUUGAUGAGCAAACCAGCUGUAUGAAGCCGGAUCUUCAAGUUACUGUAAAUGCUGAUGCAAUUCAAUGUGAUGAUGGCAAGUUGAAAACUGAAAGUGAGAAAAUAUAUUUAAGGAAGGUCUUCCGCUCAAGGCUUGUGGAUUUUUAUAGAGACCAUCCUCAGGGUGAUGAUAUUCCAGAGGAAAUGCUCCCAGAGCCAUUCAAUCGCUCCCCAUUGCUGGCAGGAACCCCAGCAAUUGAAGAAGAAAAACCAGCAAUGGCAUCACUUUUAUCCCGAAGUUUCAAGAGGCGCUUCUCCUCCCAAAAAGGUACAAAAAUUGAAGCAGAAAACAGCCUCCAAAGAUCAGUUUCCUCGGCUUUAGAGCCAUGCCCCAGCAAAAUCUCCUCCAAUGAGAGAACUAAUUAUUCUGCUCCAUCACCAGCCAAAGUGUCUUUCACACCUACCUGCAACCAAGAUUGUUUGUCUGCAACACCAAGCAAAGUGAAAGAUGCCAUGAAUGAUGGAGAUGAUUCUCCCAUAAAGAUGGCUAGUGACCAAUCAACUCCUGCAAAACUUGCCUUAACUCCAGCUGCAUUGAUAUCUACCACACCUGCAUUGCAUCAGCAUAAAAGAUGCACGAGCCCAUAUAAUGAUGGUUCUUCCAACUCACCAGACAAGCUUGCUAGGCGUCCACCCAGCAGGUCACUGAUAUUUGAAACUCCAGUGAAGCAUGCUAUGGAUGAACAAAGAGAGACAGGGGAUGUAUCAGAUGAUGAUGAUAUCUUGAAAAUUUUCCCUAAGAGUCUUCUGCAAUCGAUACAAGAGAAAGAACAGAAGGCUAAAGAGGAGCGAGAUCCUGCAAUCUCACAAGCAAAGAAGCGGCGGCAAAUGAUUGCCUGCCUUCCUAAGCUCUUCAACAAGAUUCAUUUCUUGUUUCAGUCAAUAAGACAAUCAGUUCUCACAAAAGAGGAGCUCAUACACAAGAUAAUUGCAAGCCACUCUGAUAUUGCUGAUAGAAGAGAAGUUGAUGAGCAGCUGAACUUGUUGCUUGAACUCGUUCCUGAAUGGAUAUCUGAGAAAUUGGCAUCUAGUGGGGACUUGCUCUUUCGCAUCAACAAAAUGUACAGUCCAGAAACUGUACGAGCACGACUUGAAGAAGCCAAGUGAGAAAGAGAACUCGAUGUCUUUUGAAAUCAUAGCAAGAAACAUGAUGAGGGACGGUGUCCAAAUUCUCCCACUUUUGUUGGCUAUUCCUGAAUGCCCUAAUUUAUGAUAUGCUAGCCAAUGUUUGUAUAAAAGUUUAAGGUAGUCUAGAUGUCUGUGAAUGAUUAAUUUGCUAACCAAAUUGCAAGAUAAUGAAUCCUCUUUUUUUGCAA
This is a messenger RNA of Populus nigra (black poplar), 2061 nucleotides long. Its product is annotated as CDT1-like protein a, chloroplastic. Gene Ontology annotation, molecular function: DNA binding; DNA polymerase binding. Lineage: Eukaryota; Viridiplantae; Streptophyta; Magnoliopsida; Malpighiales; Salicaceae. Gene Ontology annotation, cellular component: nucleus. Gene Ontology annotation, biological process: mitotic cell cycle; regulation of DNA-templated DNA replication initiation; DNA replication preinitiation complex assembly. Bases 95 to 1852 code for a protein of 585 amino acids. The record is from RefSeq and is a predicted model, not a curated record. The transcript is spliced from 7 exons.